CAAACCAGAUCUGCUUACUAAUACUACCAUUUGCAUCCCAUUAUUCCAAAAAUUUUGGUGUCUUUUGAUCUUCCACAGCAAGAAAAUGGAUCCCAAUUCAGUUAAAUCCACUUUGUCGAAUUUAGCAUUUGGGAAUGUAAUGGCGGCAGCUGCUCGUGAUUACAAAAAUGAACUUCUUGCCCAAAGAGGAGACACAGGCAUCAAGUUCAAACAAUGCUGAGGUUGACCUUGACGAGCUUAUGGAUGAUCCUGAGUUGGAAAAUUUGCAUGCUAACAGGAUUGCAGCUCUAAAGAAAGAAGCAGAGAAGCGAGAAGCCUUAAAAAGGCAAGGACACGGAGAGUACAGGGAGGUAUGUGAAGGAGAUUUCUUGGGUGAGGUCACUGGGAGUGAGAAGGUGGUUUGUCACUUUUACCAUAAGGAGUUCUACAGGUGCAAAAUAACGGAUAAGCAUUUGAAAGCCCUUGCACCAAAGCAUAUGGAUACGAAGUUCAUCAAGCUGGAUGCUGAGAUGCCUAUCUACAUCGUGGCUUUGUUCCCUCCAGGUGAGGGGGAUGACAAGAAUUCUGGGAAGACAUUUCUGAAAAGGGAAUCGCAUUUGAUGAGAGUGGUUGGCUUCCAAGACAUCGGAGGAAAAGAUGAUUUCACCACCAAGACACUAGAGGUGCUACUGCUGAAGAAAGGUGUAAUUAGUGAGAAGAAAGAUGAGGAAGAUGAUGAUUAUCUUGAGAAUGCACGCAGGACAGUAAGAUCUUCUGCGAAUCAUGAGUCGGACAUUGACUGAGCAGGGAAACAACUGCAGUUUUCCAUCAAAGUUGUCAGUGGUUCUUGCAACUGUAUGAAUUUUCACAACCAAUUUCCAGUUUGUUGUCUCGAGAAAUUCAUUUUUGCAAGAACUCAUGUUUCAUAUUUUGUUUUUCAUCACUACCACUUAUUAAUCUCCAUUUUGAAACAUCAUU
This is a messenger RNA of Rubroshorea leprosula, 957 nucleotides long. Lineage: Eukaryota; Viridiplantae; Streptophyta; Magnoliopsida; Malvales; Dipterocarpaceae. The record is from the annotation of a GenBank genome assembly.